UAUGCUGGCAUGAAAGGGUCAGAACAGGAGGGCCUAGCGCCCAGGGCUGGGCAGGGUCCUUGAGCAGGAGUAUCCUGUCUAAUCCAGUGCCCAGCGGGAGAGAGGAGCCAUGUGCUGGCUGAGGGCAUGGAGCCAGAUCCUCCUGCCCGUUUUCCUCUCUGUAGCUCUCAUCCAGCUGAUUAUCAGCUUCUCUGACUAUAAAACUAAAACCCACCAUCACUGGAAGCGGAAAAUCGAAGCAAAAUAUGUUGAAAAGGAAUGUGCUGAAAAGGAAACAUGUCCAUUGUGUACUCAAGAUAAGAGAUGUAUUUGGUGCCGAGAAGAAAAGGUUUGCAAAAAGUUCUGUUUUCCAUAUUCUGACUGUAAAUUCAAUUCUAUAUUUUGGGCAAAUUGUAAAGUUGACCUGUUUGGAAUUGUGAUGCUGAUACUGAUUGUAAUAUUAACAAUAGCAUUCCUCUGGUAUUGUCUCGCCUAUUACUUUUACAUACAGACGGCCAUUUAUGAUCCAAGAGCUGGACAAGUUCCUGGUUACAACUGGAAUGUUCCUGCAUAUUACGAAUAAAGAGCUGACAAGGCAGGUCUUCCAGAGGGAGGAGGAGGAGAAUGUUCUUCAAUGGUUCCCAUUGGGAUUUUAAUGAUGUCUACACACUCUUUGAGAAUGAUUGAACAUCAAAAUUCCUUUAAGUUAAAAACUUUGAAUUCUAUUGAACUUUUUGUAGAGUAUUUUGUUACUUAGACAUUAUAACUUGUCUACUAAUUUAAGAUUGGGUUGAACAAGAUUUUGUCAUUAUUUAAAAAUUUGAAUUUUCUUUUUUGAUUGUUUUUAAAUUUUGAGUAAUCUUCAUCCAAACUAGUUUGCUAAGCUUUGUAUUCUUGCUUUUUGGACAGUGAGUAUUGUAGAUAUUACUUAUUCAUACAUUUGGCACAUCAAUUUCCAUAUGGGUUCAGCUUUGUUGGCUUCCUUUCAUCAUGAUUAUGUCAAGUUAUUAUUUUCCCAUCAUUACAGUGACAAUAAACACUCUAUU
Molecule: messenger RNA, 1025 nt
Organism: Mastomys coucha (southern multimammate mouse)
Lineage: Eukaryota; Metazoa; Chordata; Mammalia; Rodentia; Muridae
Gene: Pttg1ip2
Exons: 7
Coding region: 110-562 (150 amino acids)
Biological process (GO): protein import into nucleus
Cellular component (GO): nucleus; cytoplasm
Source: RefSeq, a predicted model, not a curated record